CGGGAAUUCCCAUUGAAGGAAUUCCCAUCAUUGCCACUGACUCCGACUGCUUACACUGCGUGGUUUUCUGAUCGGUUUUCUUUUAGAACUUCGGAGAUGUCAGAUCAGUUUCGUAAUCUCAUCCAGAUAAACGAAGAAAUCUUAUGCAAGCACCUGGAGCCACAUCGAGUUCUCUAUCGGAUGAGCAAUGUUUUUACUUCAGAGGAUGAGAAACAGAUACUAGAUGGAGUCACUGCUUCAGAAAGAUCCAGGAUCCUGCUACAGUGUUUAAUGACAAAGGAACCAUGGGCAUUUGAAGUCUUCAUCGGUGCAUUGGAAGACCUUGGGCUUAUGCAUCUUGUGGAGUUACUGAGGGCAGGCCUGCACCAGCCAGGGAUUUCAAGAUCACAACAACCUGGAGAUGCCAAUCUCCAAGAUGACUCUGUCACCAGCAGCAGCCCUGAUACUAUGGUUGAGGACGUGACAAAGAUGGAUGAACUGAAGGUGCCUGUAUUGGAGAGUGCAGGGCCCGGAAUGAUCACAGAACAGCCCACAUUUGGAGAGCAGCCCCAUGUUCGAGAAAGCGCAGAGGGUGCUUCAGCUACAACUGAAUAUUUUGGUUUGGAUUUUUCUUCAAAUCCUGCUGCAUAUAAAGACCUGGCUGCAUUGCCCAUGAUGACAGAGGAAGAGUUGGAAACAUUUUCGAACAACCUUAAUAUCAGCGCCUUUGCCAAGCAUGUGUUUAAGGGUGAGAAAAAUAUCAAAGAAGUCCUUGAGGCAGUGGAUGCUGUAUCUCCAAAGACAGAUCUCGGACUACUGAUAACAGCUUUGGUGACUUGCAAUCGAAGAGAUUUGGCAGACCUGCUGCAAUCUUUCAUUAGUCAGCCAUUAGAGUCAACAAAAGAUCAAAAACCAUUUGACAAAGAGUCAAAGAAGAAACUUGAGCAAGCUGAGCUGCAUAUAUCACAAGUUCCAUUUUCUAAGAUAAAUGAAAUUGUCUGCCAUGUCAGCAUUACAAGUGACGAUGGAAAAGAUUGGAGACUGGCAGCUGAACUGAUGGGUAUAGAAAAUUACCAGAAUCUUAUUGCACUGUGGGCGCAGAGUGAGAGGCGGCCGUUCGAGAAAGUUUUGGCUUGUUGGGAGAAAAAGAUGGAUGCCACAGUGGGCAAGUUGCACGAGAUUUUACUUGCCAUUGGUCACGAGAGAUGUGCAUCACUGCUGAUGGGUUUAUGAUUUCUGAGGUAACACAAGGUAAGGAACAUUAAAGCACCUCUGCAACUGGAGAAAGGAGUGUUCGUUACCUAACUGAUGCCGCUCAGAUCAAGAUAUAUGAAAACAU
Lingula anatina is the source of this 1318-nucleotide messenger RNA. RefSeq lists its product as uncharacterized. Gene Ontology annotation, molecular function: protease binding; death domain binding. Lineage: Eukaryota; Metazoa; Brachiopoda; Lingulata; Lingulida; Lingulidae. The record is from RefSeq and is a predicted model, not a curated record. Gene Ontology annotation, biological process: regulation of apoptotic process; signal transduction.